Polypterus senegalus (gray bichir) is the source of this 1187-nucleotide messenger RNA. Its product is annotated as 5-hydroxytryptamine receptor 3A-like. Lineage: Eukaryota; Metazoa; Chordata; Cladistia; Polypteriformes; Polypteridae. Gene Ontology annotation, biological process: nervous system process; monoatomic ion transmembrane transport; regulation of membrane potential. The record is from RefSeq and is a predicted model, not a curated record. Bases 35 to 1168 code for a protein of 377 amino acids. Gene Ontology annotation, molecular function: transmembrane signaling receptor activity; neurotransmitter receptor activity; extracellular ligand-gated monoatomic ion channel activity. Gene Ontology annotation, cellular component: membrane; neuron projection; synapse. The transcript has 7 exons.
UUGCUUUUGGGUUGUAGGCUCUUGGUGUCAUAAGAUGUCCAACACCCUUCUGCUGCUGCUUUUGCCAUUUCUGCUGUCAGUUAAUGGAUGUUCCUCCACCACUCACCACACUGGGUGGAGUGCAUUUGGACUUGUGGGCUCAUCCUUCACCUUCCAUGCUCAGUCCGGACCACCUUCUCUCCAGCAGCAGUUAAGGUCCAUCCUUAAAGGAUACACCAAAGGGGUACGUCCAGUACGUGACUGGAGACGAGCCAGCGUGGUGACCCUCGACUUGACCGUGCAGGCCGUCCUGGAUGUGGUGGAAAAGCAGGAGAAGGUGGUUCUGUUCAUUGAGGUCAGGCAGCGCUGGCGUGACGAGUACCUGCACUGGCACCCUGCCCAAUUCCAAGGAGUCCAUAGCUUCUCUGUGCCUGUAGAGAGCAUCUGGGUGCCCGACAUCACCAUCUUUGAGAAAGCAGAGGAGGACAAGUUCUCCCCGGGAAAGUUUGUCUAUGUGUCUCACGACGGCCAAGUGGAACUCCUCAGAAUGCAGCUGCUCUCCUCUAUGUGUCCCCUCAACUUCUACAAUUUCCCUCUGGACGCCCAGACCUGCAAUCUGACGUUUGGAGUCCUCGCUCACAACAAUAGCCAAGUACAAGUGAAAAUAGGUAACCAGCUCAAAGUAUCCAACAGUCGGCAGGCCAUCUCAUCACUGAAGGGAGAAUGGGAGCUUCUGUCAAUCCAGGAAGUCGAUGUACACUUCGAGAGAUGCUCUGCCAUCCGGGUGCAGGUUACUGUCAGAAGACGGGCUCUUUUCUAUAUAGUUAACCUCAUUGUGCCGAGUGCCCUGCUGAUGCUGCUGGAUGUGAUGGGCUUCCUCCUCCCACCUUCUAACAAACAGCGCCUCACCUACAAGGCCACCACCUUUAUCGGAUACUUCAUCUUCAUCCUGAUGGUGUUCACCCUCUUCCCACCUUUUAUGGGGCCAUUGCCUCUGAUUGAAGUCUACUUAAUUGGCUCUUUGGGACUGCUGGUUCUAAGCAACCUACAGACUGUGGCCAUGUUUCGCCUAUCGAAUGGCAGGAGCCCAUGGACCCAGAAGUAUUUCUCUGCCUUCCUGUUGGAACGUUGUGAUGGAUACAAGAGGGAGCAGACUAAAGGAGAAGGCAGGAACCCACCAGCUAUUUAAUUAGAAAUUAGAGCUUCUA